Messenger RNA from Aspergillus neoniger CBS 115656, 1667 nucleotides. RefSeq names its product arginine permease. Gene Ontology annotation, cellular component: membrane. Gene Ontology annotation, biological process: amino acid transmembrane transport. NCBI's taxonomy places the organism in Eukaryota, Fungi, Ascomycota, Eurotiomycetes, Eurotiales, Aspergillaceae. The record is from RefSeq and is a predicted model, not a curated record. Gene Ontology annotation, molecular function: amino acid transmembrane transporter activity. The transcript has 4 exons. The coding region runs from base 1 to 1653 and encodes 550 amino acids.
AUGUCACCGGAGCCGCAAGUACCACCGACAGCUAAAGAUGCUGCUGCUCAAGGACACGAGCAAAUGGAAACAACGAGCGUUGAUAUACAAGACGUUACUGGGAAAAACGAGGGAGAGAUGAUCGAUCACGGAGCCGAUACAACACUCCAUCGAUCUCUCGAGACUCGCCAUCUCACCAUGGUCUCCCUCGGAUCAGCCAUAGGAAUGGGCAUGUGGUUGGGAAGUGGAACAUCCCUAGUCAACGGUGGUCCUGCAAGUCUUUUCAUAGGGUUCCUAAUCAGCAGCUCCAUCGUAUGGUCAGUCAGUCAAUCCAUCGGCGAAAUGGCCAUCAUGUACCCCCUACCAUCUGCUUUUGUGCAGUGGUGUACCAUCUUCAUCAGCCCUGCUGCCGGGUUUGCCCUGGGAUGGGGAUACUGGUUUUCGUAUUGGAUCACGAUUGCCAAUGAACUUCAGGGAAUAGUAACUGUCCUCAACUACUGGACCGACGAAGUCCCCAAGGCCGCAUGGAUAUCCAUCUUCUGGGUUGUCAUCAUCCUUAUCAAUAUUUGGGUGGUCAAGCUAUUCGCUGAAGUGGAGGUAUUUGCAUCCACGGUGAAAUUCGGCUGGAUGUUAAUUGCCAUCAUUGUUCUCAUCAUUAUUACCGCCGACGGCUCCCCCAAAGAAGACCCAAUCGGUUUCCGCUACUGGAACGAGCAAGCAUUCCGAAACGGCUUCAAAGGCUUCCUCAGCAUCCUUCCAACCUGCGUCUUCGCUAUGGCGGGGACAGAAAACGCAGCAAUGGUAGCCAGCGAGGUAGCUAACCCGCGAAGAUCGGUUCCGCAAGCCGCCAGAUCUAUUUGGCUUCGUCUUGGGCUCUUUUACAUUCUCGGGAGUCUCAUGAUUACAUUGACGGUUGAUCCAACGAAUCCGAACUUGUUCGGACAGUCAGGAAGCAAUGCGUCGCCUUUUGUAAUUGCCUUCAAGGACGCAGGCAUUCCCGUAAUGGCACACAUGACCAACGCUGUUAUCUUCAUUUCGAUGAUUUCUACAGGGAGUAUUUCCGGCUAUGGAGGCUCCCGGAUGCUUAUGGGAUUGGCGCAUGUGGGUAUGAAUCAUAAGAUUUUCGGCAUAGCAGAUCACAUUGGCCGCCCAUGGGCCGGCUAUAUCGCGACCAUCGGGAUAGGAGGCGCUCUCGCCUACAUCAACGUAUCCAACACCGGAGCUGAAGUCUUCCAAUGGCUAUCCAACCUAGUCUCACUCCUCACACUCUUCGGUUGGGGUAUGAUAUCUCUUUCUCAUCUACGAUUCCGAUAUAGCUGGAAGGUGCAAGGUCGAGGUGAGGCCUGCCUUCCCUGGAGGACAAGGUCAUAUCCCUAUGCCACAUGGUGGGCACUGGUCUGGUGUAUUGGAUUGAUUAGCCUGGAACUUUAUUUAAGCAUUUGGCCUCUGGGUCAAGCGACGAACGCUAAAAACUUUUUUGCGAACUAUAUCAGCGUCAUUGCUAUCGUUGUCAUCUGGAUCGGCGCGCAGAUUUGGUAUCGCGGCCCGCUUUGGGUGGAUGCAAAGGAGAUUGACCUUGAUAGAUGGCGACGCUUUUACGCGGAUGGGAUUGAUGAGGAGUCGACUGCGGCGAGGAGGUCUCUGAUGAGAACGAUUAAGGUGCUUUUUGAGUGAUUCGUCAGUUUUCG